Molecule: messenger RNA, 381 nt
Organism: Quercus lobata
Lineage: Eukaryota; Viridiplantae; Streptophyta; Magnoliopsida; Fagales; Fagaceae
Exons: 1
Coding region: 1-381 (126 amino acids)
Source: RefSeq, a predicted model, not a curated record
AUGGCGGACGAAGUUAUUAAUAUUUUGGAAAAUAUGAAAUUGACAACGGAGGAAGAGGAAGUCAUAGCUAUCUCGGAUGAAGGUCGGAAGGAGGAAAUUGAGAGCUGUUCGUUGAGCUUGAUUGGGAAGUUUCUCACGUGUAAACCCUUCAACAAGAGGGCGGCGCUGAGCACAUUGAGAAGAGCGUGGGGUUUGGAAGAGGGGGUGCAGAUGGUUGAGGUUGGCUCAAACUUAUUCCAGUUCAAGUUCAAGACGGAGUUUGAGAUGGAGAGGAUUAUUAAAAGCGGUCCGUGGUCUUUUGAUAACCAAGUACUCAUGGUGAAGCGGUGGAAACAGGGGAUGACGGCGGGGAACGUUCAGUUUGACUCAGUAGCGUUAUAG